CUUCUUGAUAUAUAUAUAAAGGUGGUGAAUGAGUUUGGUAAUGUUAACAGAGUGUAAAACUUCUGAACUGGUGACUCCAGCCACUCUAAACUUGGAGAAGUUUAUAUUCUCUGCAAUUAUAAUGGCAGCUCCUACUCUUACUUCUCACACUCUUGAAAUGGAGGCUUUAGAAGUGGCCCCAUUUCUGUUCAAUUCCACUUUGGCCAAGGCAAGUCUACUUAGCACCUUCUAUCGUUAUAUAUCUUUCUAAUCUAUUGAGCUUUUGUUUCGCUGCUAACAAAAUCAGCACCAGCAGCCUACCCUUUUGUUAUAACAGCUUAAACUUUUGGAUGGAAUGGUUGUUUAACUAAUUUAACUGUAGAAAAGAUUCAUACUGAUGGAGUUGUAAUUUAGUGGCAUGGUAUCAGACAGGUUUCUCUUCUUCCUCUCUCUUUCCGCUUUCUUAUAGUUUUAAAUGGAAGCCUCUUUCUUUACAUUUUAUUUUUACGAAUGUAAUAUGUAUUUAUAUGAUCUACCUAUUCUAUAUAUGACUAUUUUUUUCUUAAUUUCUUCCUUUUAUUAGAUUCUAUCACAGUGUGUUAUUAGUUCUGGGCAGCCUAUCCAUACCAAUAAACAUGCUUAUAGAUAUUGAUUUAUUAUUAUUAUUAUUAUUAUUUUUUCUUUUUCAUUUCAUAGAUUACUCUGUUGAAUUUGCAUAUGGAUCAACUGUCUGUAUUCGCUUCUUGGAUAUAUGUUCUGUUCCUCAUUUGGUUUCAAAUAUAUGUGAAAAUUCGCUUUUGAUUGCCACGGGAGAUUCUGGGUAUACAAAUGACUAAUUGGAGGAGAUAUGUAGAUCUCCAAUUCUUAGAAAUCGCAUGGUGGAUUAUACGCAAGUCUAAACGGUAGAUUUGUGUCUCUUUGUUUCUGGGUGUUUGUACAUAUAAUAUUUUUUGUAAGACACAUGUGUUCUUGUAUAACAGGACAAAUCAUGUUCGAGUUUUUUUAAUUUUACAAGACUGGUCAUUUUCUUCUCUGCUAAGUCUUUUUUUUUUUGGUUGAUUAUCAUGCUUCUCUUUAAUUGAUGGAAUGAGAAUGCAUAUCAUAGUAAUUGUUGACUGUAGGAACUUAUAUUUCCUCAUAUGCAGUAUGCUUUUCUGUAUGUGAUUAAAUCCUCUUUUUAGAGCUACAACUGUCAGUGUGCACAUUAGAGAAAAUUUAUUGCGCCAAUUAAGUUGUAACUUCGUGUUGCUAUUACUUCUCUUUGUAUUGGCAGGAUCCGUCUAUUACUGAGAAUGAGAUUACAGAAGAUGCUACAUACGAGAUCACAUCAAUUCCAGAACAUGACCAGGGUAACCAAAUGCACAUUGGUGGACUGACUACCACAUGUUCAUUUACCAUUGAACAAGCUUCGCAAGCAUUUCAAAGUGCUCAAAAUUCUGAAGUGGAAAUAGCAACUGAGGAAUCAAAACUUCAAAGGCACAUUAACUAUCUCUUGGAAGCCACAGAUGACCCUGGAUUUCGAGCCACAAUAUUUAGUAGCGGUGAAGACACGAACUAUUUGCAGCUUAAGGUUGAUGGCAUGUUGACUGAUCAUUCAGUGGCAGUAGUUAAAAACUGCCUUCAAGCUGUACCAGCUGUUCAAAGCAUAGACAUAGAUCCUGUACUCAACACAAUUUCUAUUUCUUACAAACAAGAUAUCCCUGGUUUUAGGAGUUUUGUCCUAGUGAUUAAGUCAACAGCAAAUGGGGAUCUCAGAGCAAUGAUUUUUCCCGAAGGGACAAGAGGAAAAGGAAGAGGAAGUCAUAUGCAAGAGGAAACUAAACAUUUUCGAUGCUUACUGUGGAGUCUUCUGUUUUCUUUUCCUUUAUUUUUAGUGUCCAUGGUUUUUGAGUAUAUCCCAUUAACUAAGCAUGUAUUGGAUGGAAAAGUAGUUAAUAUGCUGACUAUAGGAGCAAUUUUGAGGUGGGUGCUAUCGGCUCCUGUGCAGUUCCUCAUAGGAAGGCAAUUCUACGUAGCUUCCUUUAAAGCAUUGCAGAGUUGCUCUGUUAAUUUGGAUGUGUUAAUUGCCUUAAAAACAAAUACAGUCUAUUUAUUUUCAGUCUACUCUGUGAUGAGAGCUGCUUUCUCUCCAGAUUUUGAAGGCAAUGAUUUUUUUGGGACUAGCUCAAUGUUUAUUGCGUUCAGUCUCCUGGGCAAGUAUCUUGACGUUUUUGCAAAUAGAAGAAAAUCUGUAGUUGUCAACAAGGCGCUAGAAGCAAUAAUAUUAUUGACUCUAGAUGAGGAAGGCAAUGUGACUGGCAAAGAAGCAAUUGAUGCUGGGCUCAUGCAACAAAAUCAUCUGGUAAAUCUGAACGAUGGCUCGAUGAUUGGAGGCACUGAGACUGAGAAUAGAGGGUCGCGAAUUAAGGCGACAAGAGUUGGAUCAGGAGGCACUUGUCCCGUCGAGUCAACUUGGGAGGGUAAAGGUCCUGUGCAGGAGUUUGCCGACAAUUUCUCCAAAUAUUUUGUCAUUCUGGUUAGCGUUUUGUCAAUUUCAAUUUGGCUUGCCUGGUUCCUAGCUGGACAAUUUCAGGCUUAUCCAGAUUCUUGGUUGCCACAUAACACAGAUAGGUUUCAUCUUGCUCUGCAAUUUGGGAUAUCUGUUAUGUUAAUAGCCUCUCCAUGUGCUCUCUUUUUGGCCAUUCCAAUUGCUGUCAUGGUUGGUACUGAAAUUGGCGCAUUCCAUGGCGUUCUGUUUAAAAGCGGCCAAGCAUUAGAAAAUGCUCGCAAGGUAAAUCGGAUCAUAUUCAGCAAGAGUGCACUUACAGUUGGCAAGCCAGAGGUUGUCAGCACAACGCACUACUCUAAAGAUAUGGUAGUUGGUGAACUUUUGGAACUUGUUGCUGCAGCUGAGGCCAAGAGUAAACACCCUUUAGCCAAAGCUAUAUUAGCAUAUGCUAGGAAAUGUAGAGGAGAUGAAAAGAACCUUGUCUUGCCAGAGGCCCAAGAUUUUGUCUCCAUCAUUGGCCGAGGAGUGAAAGCCGUAGUUCAGAACAAAGAAAUAAUAAUAGGAAAUAGAAGCUUGAUGUUUGACCACAACAUUGUCAUUCCAGUUGACGUUGAAGAGAUGCUUGCAGAAACUGAAGGGAUGGCUCAGACAGGGUGUUUAAUUGCAAUAAAUCGGGAAGUAACUGCACUUAUAGCCAUAUUUAAUCCACUGAAACCUGGCACAGAGGAAGUUAUUACCAUUCUCAAGUCUAUGAAGGUUCAGAGCAUCAUGCUGACAGGUGAUAACAAGGGAACUGCCAAUGCUAUUGCCAAGGAAAUUGGGAUUGAAACUGUUAUAGCAGAAGCUAAGGCUGAACGUAAAGCAGAGAGAGUAAAGAAAUAUCAGGAUGAAGGCAAUGUAGUGGCAAUAGUAGGUGAUUUUGUAGAUGAUUCACCAGCACUAGUGGUAGCAGAUGUCGGAAUUGCAAUUGGUUCAGGCACAAAGAGUGCUACAGGGGCAGCUGACAUUGUCCUAAUACGGAACAACUUGGAAGAUGUCAUAACUGCGUUGGACCUGUCCAAGAAGACUUUUAUUCAUACUCGUCUGAACUGUAUUUGGGCUGUCGGUCACAACCUCCUUGCUAUUCCAGUAGCUGCUGGUGCCCUUUUCCCAGGAAUAGGACUUCGUUUUCCGCCGUGGAUUGCUGGAGCUGCAGCGGCAGGUUCUUCUGCUUGGCUGGUUAUAUGCUCGUACUUGUUGAAGAGAUACAAGAGACCCACGCAGCUGGAGAACCUUAGCAUACACGGAAUAAAGACGGAAUAGUAUAGCGGCCAUCAUUUUAAACUCAGAUUUCUAGUUGACAUUGCAAACAAAGUGAAGAAGCACACAAUUCCUGGAUUUAUGGCUUGUUUGGUGAAUUAGCGGGAUACAGAAUGGUAAACUAUAAUAUUUUUAUUAUUUAAAUACUCAAUUCUUGAAUUUUUCCAUUCGAACUCCGAAAAGUGCCCAGCAACCGGGUGUUCGGACCCAGUGAUUUUAAGUUUCUAAUUUGUACCCAUAACUUGGAUCACUCCAUUUUUUUCCCCGAAUUUAAUUAAUUGUCUUAAUUCAGCUGCUUUUGCCUUCAA
This is a messenger RNA of Ricinus communis (castor bean), 4074 nucleotides long. Its product is annotated as probable copper-transporting ATPase HMA5. Lineage: Eukaryota; Viridiplantae; Streptophyta; Magnoliopsida; Malpighiales; Euphorbiaceae. The transcript is spliced from 5 exons. Gene Ontology annotation, cellular component: membrane. Gene Ontology annotation, molecular function: ATPase-coupled monoatomic cation transmembrane transporter activity; ATP hydrolysis activity; ATP binding. Bases 1337 to 3769 code for a protein of 810 amino acids. Gene Ontology annotation, biological process: monoatomic cation transport. The record is from RefSeq and is a predicted model, not a curated record.